Molecule: messenger RNA, 1350 nt
Organism: Acytostelium subglobosum LB1
Lineage: Eukaryota; Evosea; Eumycetozoa; Acytosteliales; Acytosteliaceae
Exons: 1
Coding region: 1-1350 (449 amino acids)
Source: RefSeq, a predicted model, not a curated record
AUGAGCCUGAGGUACAGACGUGUGAGCUUGCCAUCACAGUUGACCAAGUCCAUACUCAAUGUGCUCAAGACUGCAUUGUUCGAGACACUGUCUGGCGGGCUGAUCAUGAGUGACCCUCCGCCCGGAAUGACCGAGGCCAUAUACCCUCCAAACUCACUACCGCACUCACUCACCAUACUGGCAAUGGGCGACUACUUUGAUGAGAUGAUCCCAGUUGGAAUGCUACCGCAAUCACUCACAGAGCUACGCUUUGGAACACAUUAUAAUAAGCCAAUAAUUAUGCCAGGUGUAUUGCCUCACUCAAUAACAAGCAUCACAUAUGGUACCCAUUAUGAUCAUCCAGUUAUCCCAGGUACCAUGCCUCGAUCACUAAUGUCGUUGGAGUUUGGAUCGGACUUUAAUCAAUCAAUGAUUGAUUCUAGAUCGAUUGGCACACUGCCCUCAAUGAUCUCGCUGACAUUUGGCGGCUACUUCAAUCGUUCACUUGACCUACAUGAUCUGCCGCGAUCCCUUCAGUCUCUGACCUUUGGUGAUGGGUUUGAUCAACUUUUGUCGCCUGGAAUACUCCCUGACUCGAUCACAUCACUGACCUUUGGAUACUGUUUCAGCCAGCCCCUCCAGCCUGGGGUACUCCCCACCUCACUCCAUACACUUAGGCUUGGCGGUGACUUUAAUCAUCCAGUUCCACCUUGCACAUCACUUACUUCAUUGACCUUUGGCUUCAGCUUCAAUCAAGUGCUCAUGGGCAUGCCUGGUCAAUUCCCCUUGCUCCUCACACUUGAGUUUGGCGACGCAUUCAAUCAACAACUUGCACCUGGACAGCUCCCUCUGACACUGACCACGCUCAAACUUGGAUAUGGAUUCAGACAAAAGGUCACGCCAGAGUGGCUACCCGUGUCCCUUACCGACCUGACCAUCCGUCGCAUGAUCGAGCCACACAACAGCAUCAUAUUCCCACAAAGACUCAAAUCAUUGAGUAUACCAUCAGUUGAAUAUUUGAAUAUAUAUGUUGAGCAGAUGACCGCAGAACAUAGUGUAGAUACAAUAUGGAUAGGGGACACGAUACAUGAAUUCCAAUUGGCACCAUCAUCAAUCCGUCUCAAAUCAUUAUAUAUCUCAUCGUCAUCUGGUGCCAACAACCGAACUGAUGAAGACAAUAUCAAGUACAUCAAACAGAUUGACAACUGUCUGCCCAAUGUCGAAACCAUACACCUACGUAUCAUCCGUUAUGAAUUUGGACAUGAUGGAUAUCCAAUCUCAUCACGCAUCGUCUACAAGAAAGGAUGCAUAAUCAAGACCGAUCAACCCAACAAGUCAGAUACAUUCAAGUUGACUUUGAUAGGACCAUGA